AUGAAACGAAAUGGAUUGAAACCCACAACAGUUACUUACAAUAUAUUACUAGUGGGACUAUACCGAGAUGGAAGAAUGGAGACUGCAAAGGAUUUGUUGACUGAGAUGCAAACUCUUGGUCAAUCUCCAGAUGAAGUUACAUAUGGUACCAUGUUAGAUGGUCUCUCCAAGAAUGGAAGAGUUGACGAAGCGGUAGAACUGUUUAAAUCCAUGGAGGGUAAUGGUAUCUUAGCUAAUAUUUACAUAUACACUAUUCUUAUUCGCAGUUCAUUUCAGGCUAGCCAGUUGGAAUAUGCGAAAAAACUAUUUAAUGAAAUACCAAAAAAUGGAUUAGCACCUAAUGUUGUAACAUAUACCACAGUGAUAGAUGGCCUCUUCCGUAACAACAUAUUACUGGAGGCUAACUCAUUAAUCAUUGAAAUGGAAGAGAAAGGUUGUUUACGAGAUUCUCGAGCACAUGAUACCAUCAUUAAUGGUUUUCUUGUAGCCAAUGAGACUACAAAGGCACUGCAUUUUCUUCGCAAGAUGCGGGAAAGAAACUUUGCACCAAGUGAUUCUGUUAUUUGUUUAUUAGUAAACAACCUAUCGACAGAUUGGCAAAAAAAAAAAUCAGUAGUUUUUGCGAAACCUUGUAAAUGUUGA
Molecule: messenger RNA, 642 nt
Organism: Papaver somniferum (opium poppy)
Lineage: Eukaryota; Viridiplantae; Streptophyta; Magnoliopsida; Ranunculales; Papaveraceae
Product: pentatricopeptide repeat-containing protein At1g63330-like
Exons: 1
Coding region: 1-642 (213 amino acids)
Molecular function (GO): protein binding
Source: RefSeq, a predicted model, not a curated record